Amphibalanus amphitrite is the source of this 1458-nucleotide messenger RNA. RefSeq lists its product as uncharacterized. Lineage: Eukaryota; Metazoa; Arthropoda; Thecostraca; Balanomorpha; Balanidae. Bases 141 to 668 code for a protein of 175 amino acids. Gene Ontology annotation, cellular component: endoplasmic reticulum membrane. The transcript has 4 exons. Gene Ontology annotation, biological process: ERAD pathway. Gene Ontology annotation, molecular function: protein binding. The record is from RefSeq and is a predicted model, not a curated record.
ACUGCACUGCUGCGCCGUGAUUUUGGCGGAGUGGUGAGCAGCUAGACCGGAGGGUCUUUUCUCGCCGCUGAUCCGUAGACUGGGUGGGACUUUGACUGGUGGUUUUUAGCUGGUGAACGUGACUGUGACCUGGUGAUCCGAUGGCACCACACUCUGACGUGCGUCAGAGACGUCGGUCGGUAGGGGGGCCGCACUACCAGCCGUUGGACUGGGAUCCGUCGCUUCCCUACGGAGGAAAGGUGUACCUCGCCAGACGCAAGAAACCCGAUACGUGGCUCUGCAUUCUUCUGGAGGUGGUGGCACUCGCCUUCGUCGUCUCACUGGGCUACUGGUGUUACUACCACUUCGAUCAUUUCCAUUUUCAUGUGACCCGGGCGUACGCCCACAUAGGUCACACGGAGGCCCAGCAUCUGAUCGGUCAGCGCUACCUGCAUGGACGAGGCGUUGAGAAGGACCACUCUGAGGCGAUGAAGUGGUUCAGGAAGGCGGCCGACCAGGGCCACCCGCACUCCUCGUAUAACCUGGCCGUUGGUCACCUGCAGGGGCUGACAGAGGACCUCCAGCCCGGAGAGGCCCAGAAGCUGAUCGAGCACGCCGCUCGACAGGGGGUACCGGAAGCCUCUGAUAUGAUGGACUCGUCCUGCGUCUGGGGCGAUUGUGAGCAGUGACCUCGGCAGGUCAACAUCAGGUCACACACAUGUAAGAUGGUCGGAGGUGAAAUACUCUGAGUCAGCAUCGUGAUGGUGGUUUAAUAAAACGUCCUCAGUCCCAUAGCUCAUCAUCUAUCAAAUGAAGCAUAUUGCAAGGAAUGGCAGCACAUGGUUGUUGGCGAUUUAGAGCGUUAUUUCUGUCGUGAUAUUAGUUACGUUACUGUAAGCGCCUCGUUACCUAGCCUGCUCUCAAGAUGUGUGUCAUUUCUCGAGAUCUAGGCGUGACUUCAAGCCGCGUGUCAUUUCUUGAGAUCUAUAUCUGAGAAGAUACUCGGAGCCAGGUUGUGUCUAUCUAUACCAACAGUCAGAAGAGGACAUCCUUUACUGUCAGUCUCGAAUGUUCGGUGUGCCGAAUUCGGGCGAUGUUGUUUGACUCGAUUUUUGCUUAGAUGCAGCUGUAUCAUACGCACAACCUUCCGCGCUUGCUGUUAUGUUUUGAAGAUUUAUGCAUUCUCAUGCACUUUUGUCUUGCCUCAUUGUUGUAUUCUGUUUAUUUCUAGCGUCUCGAGUGAUAAUUAGAUAUUUCCUUUUAUUUUGCUAAGAUCAUGCCUUACGACUUAGACUUAGACAGCGGCCAUGAGUCUGUAUGAGUGCAUGUGUAUGUUUGUUUGUGUGUACGGGCUUUGAGCGUAUUUAUCACGUUAUUUUAUGUUAUGUCUCCCAUGCAGAGUUUUAGCCCUGUACGAGCGGCCGUAAUAGCCACGAGUGUAUCGUGGAUGGCUUCAAUACACGUCUAUGUCUAUGUCUA